CCCGCGAUCUACACCUGCUCGCGGGCCGCAUCGUCGUGGUCCUUGCGGCCUUGGUUGUUGGCUCCUACAGGCCCACAUCCACCUACCCGUUCGCCCCCUUCUGCUAGCUCCGUCCCCGUUGCGCGCUGCGCCCUCCCCCGCAGUUACUUCCUCGCAGGCCCGCGCCACCGCGGCGCCUCCCCACCCAUUCCCGCGAGGUCCCCCGCCGUGCGGUUACCGGCGGCGAGUUACCCGCGGUUACUCCGCGCCGCGCGUGUGUAUGCUGCUGAGGCCGCUGCGCGCCCGCAGCCUGCUCGACGGAAUCCCGCACCGGGGGCCUGCCGCCGCCGGCUACCGCGCGGGGCGCGAGCGCGCCGACGGGGAUGGGGAUGCGCUCGCCGCUUACGCGAACAUGCUGGCGCGCGGGUUCCGGCCCGACGCCUACACGUUCCCGCCCCUGCUCAAGGCGGUGGCGCGGCGUGGCGGCCCCGCCGCGGCGUCCUCGUCGGCGCCCGCAGCCGCCGUCCACGUGCACGUGGUCAAGUUCGGGAUGGGCCGCAGCGCCCACGCAGCGAGCGCUCUGGUCGCCGCGUACGCGGCCGGGGGCGACGGCGCGGCGGCGCGCGCGGCGCUGCUGGACGCGCGCGGUUGCGGCGCCACGCCCGUCGUGUGGAACGCGCUGAUCUCUGGCCAUAGCAGGGGCAAGCGGUUCGCGGAGUCGUGCCGCUCGUUUGCGGACAUGGUGAGGGCGGGCGCCACGCCCACGCCGGUCACGUACGUCUCGGUGCUGUCAGCUUGCGGGAAGGGUGGGGACUUGCUGCUCGGGGUCCAGGUGCACAAGCGCGUUCUGGAGAGUGGGGUGCUGCCGGACCUGAAGGUUGAGAAUGCACUGGUUGAUAUGUAUGCCGAGUGUGCUGAGAUGGACUCGGCUCGGAGAUUGUUUGACGGCAUGCAGGUGAGGAAUGUGGUGUCCUGGACGUCUUUGGUUUCUGGGCUCGCGAGAUUAGGCCAGGUUGAUCAUGCCAGGGAACUGUUUGACAGUAUGCCUGAGAGAGACACUGUCUCAUGGACUGCGAUGAUUGAUGGUUAUGUACAGGCUGCCCGGUUCAGGGAGGCAUUGGAGAUGUUCCGUGAGAUGCAAUAUAGCAAUGUGAGGGCAGAUGAGUUCACCAUGGUUAGCGUGAUCACUGCUUGCACGAAGCUAGGUGCUCUGGAGAUGGGAGAAUGGGUGAGGGUUUACAUGAGCAGGCAAGGGAUUAAGUUGGAUGUUUUCGUUGGCAACGCCCUCAUAGACAUGUAUUCCAAGUGUGGAAGCGUCGAGCGAGCAUUGGGGGUAUUCAAAGAGAUGCACAGCAGAGAUAAGUUUACUUGGACAGCUAUCAUACUUGGUCUUGCGGUGAAUGGUCAUGGAGAAGAGGCUAUUGACAUGUUCCACAGAAUGAUCAGGGUUUGGGAAGCUCCAGAUGAGGUGACCUUCAUUGGUGUUCUCACAGCCUGCACCCAUGCUGGCUUGGUUGAUAAAGGACGAGAGUUCUUCCGCAGCAUGAUUCAUUCCUAUAAGAUUGCCCCAAAUGUCGUGCAUUAUGGAUGCAUGAUAGAUCUCCUUGGCCGAGCUGGGAAAAUUACAGAAGCUUUGGAGACAAUAGACCAAAUGCCAGUGACUCCCAACUCUACUAUUUUGGGAACCCUGCUGGCAGCUUGUAGGGUUCAUGGCAAUUUAGACAUAGGUGAGUUGGUAGCAAAGCGCCUCCUUGAGCUGGAUCCAGAGAACAGCACGGUGUACAUCCUUUUGUCAAAUAUGUAUGCAAAGUCUAACAGAUGGGAAGAUGUCCGACGGCUUAGGCAGUCAAUAAUGGAGAAAGGAAUAAAGAAAGAACCUGGUUGCAGUCUGAUCGAAAUGAACGGCAUGAUUCAUGAAUUUGUAGCUGGUGAUCGCUCUCAUCCCAUGAGCAAUGAGAUCUACUCUAAGUUGGAGAAUAUAAUCACAGAUUUAGAGAAUCUUGGGUAUUCUCCUGACAUAACUGAGGUCUUUGUUGAAGUUGCAGAAAAAGAAAAGCAGAAGAUUAUUUAUUGGCACAGCGAGAAGCUAGCAAUUUCUUUUGCAUUACUCAGUUCGGAACCUAAUACUGUGAUAAGAAUUGUGAAAAACUUGAGGAUGUGCUUGGAUUGCCAUAGUGCAAUUAAGUUGAUAUCAAGAUUGUAUGGAAGGGAGGUUGUUGUGAGGGACAGGACACGCUUCCAUCAUUUUAGACAUGGAUUCUGUUCUUGUAAAGACUAUUGGUAACUCCUUACAUAUCAGUCGCACAAGAUGACUGAAUAUCAGUGACCUCAGCUUUGAGUGAUCAGUUGAUGGCAAGAGUUUUCACUUUAAAUAUGGUAUCAACUGCGCUUUAGGAAGUGAAAUGAGAAGAGUGAUAGCAUUAUUAAUCUACUGGAGCCUCCAUUUCUUUAUUCUGUUUGAGCUCAUCUUCUUGCAUGUUGCACCUUGAUGUAAACCUUGACAUAGCUGAUGGUUCUGCUGGCAUAUCAUUUGUUCGAAGCUACUAUUACAUGUUCUACUACACGUCAUAAGAAAUGUGUUCUAUCUUUGUCUGUUAGGAAUUGAUAUUUUUUUCUCUCUUUUCAUUAAUAAUCUGUUGUCAUCUUGUUCAGAAUGUUUCUGAUUCAGAUUCUUGCAAGUCAAAUAGUCGUAAGAUUUUUUUAGGUAUUUUAAAUGUCAUCAGUAUCUAACUCUUGGAUUUACUUUGCAGAGUUUUACAUCAAAGAGAUGCUUGGUAUAGCUUUGGGUUGUCUCUGCAUGAAAUCAAACAUUUGGUUGAUUGAUUAUGUCUUCUGGAGUUUUACUGUUUGGGCCUUCAUAAAACCCAAGGAAUCUAUGCUUCUUUUUGGCUCCUAUUUUUGGGUUGAAGAUAUUUUUAUAGUGAUAAAAUGUGCCUUACAUCAACAUACCUGACAAGGGAUGCGAAGCCGCAGAAGCCGUUAAAUGUGAGCCUUGGGAUACCAAACUCCCUUGCGAUGCCAGCGGUCCACCAGUGUGCGACAUCGGAUAUGAUGCAGCUUGGAGAUGGGCUUUGCUGACGGAGGUAUGCUGUAAGUGGCUCCCGAAGUGCUGCACAGGCCUCCAUUAAAUUCUUGAACAGAUCUAUGGAUUGGAUCAUGUCGGCGUUCUCGCAUCCGUCAGGCAGGCCAAACUCAACAGCGGGGAAGUGGAGCUUGACGAACUGGAUUGUGAGGCCUGUUGCCACCGCGUGGUUGAUGAACCCUGCCAUCCUGGAGGCGUUCACCGGUGUGGUGAUGAAGCUAACCUGUGCACCAUGCUCGGCUAGCAGGCGUGCCAUGUCAGUCAUAGGAAUGGUGUGGCCCUGUGCCAUCAGUGGAAUGAGCACGAAGUGUGCCCUUUCUGAGGCGUUCCGGCUAUCGGUGAGUGCUUGGCCGACUGAGGCCAUGGUUGUGAUUGUAAGAUGUUGAAUUGAGCUAGGACUGACAAGAUCUGCAGAAAGCACGCGCAAAUUGUUCUGGAGAGGUCGAAUGCUGUUUGAACUGAAGGAGAUGGCAACUGAGAUAUAUGCAGUGCCUGUGCCUCAUGUUGAAAGCGACAUGGCACGGGUUAAGUGUCAGGGCUCAAUUGGUGGGGUGUCAGGCCAGCAGCAUAUCAACUUGCAUACAGCUUUGGUGACGUAUGUUCACACGUCAAUCAUAGAACCGUGGUUACUUUUAAACUAUGUCCGACUGGACAGCAGGAGGCUCAGAUAGGAGGGUUACUGCCUAAUAUGUCACAUGGCCUGGAAUGUAUAGCAGCUCUCUUCUGAAAACUCCUGGGACUAAAGUGGGUAUGCAAAUAAAUCCACUAGAAGUUUAGUUCUUUGGUUCCGAUAUGUCACAUUCAAAUCGUUACAUGGUUGUACUAAUGGUUUUUGCAUGUUUUCUACUAGCCAUGUUUUUGUAGCCUAGAAAGGCAGCAAUACAGUUCCCCAUUUGAUGAUUUGAUCUUGCUGGUGAUGCUCACCUUGCCUUGGCUGCAUUAUUUGUAUGGACAAAGGAAGGCUACUCUGAGAGUGACAAGGUCAUCUAUUUGGAAAACUGGGUCAUUGGGUCCCAUCGUUUCUGAAAGAGGCACUUGCAGUCUUGCAUGAGCGCGCAGUACUGCCUACCAAGAAAUAGUCCUACUUGUUCUAGUUAGUCAUGGGAAUUGGUCCUUAUUACUGGCAGUCUCGUCUGAUGUUGUUGACGCUGUGGCGCAUGCUGGUUGAAAAAUUCUCCUCUUGGCCAUUUGGUCUAUCACUUUGUUUGCUCUCCUAUGGCCACUUCUUUAAUCACCAUCAUCUCUAGAUCUCAUCCAUAUACUAGGGAUCAAUUUUCUCCAUUACGUCUCUGAUGUUGACAAGUGGACAGGACAGUGAUUAUGCUGCUUGUCGUAUCUUGAACGGCUUAUUCGAGGCAAAGAUUCACAAUCUGUACCAUGAGUGCCCCGAAUCCAGAGAUCUUUGAAAGCAGCCAAGAAGUAGAGGCACGCAAGACAGUCGGAGCACAAAAUACUGGUUUUUCCUUCUAGAAAGAGCUGUUCAUCUGGGUGGUCUCAAGGUAAUUAUGGUGACCAAUUUGGCUAGAAAAUGCUGGCAGCAAGUGUUUGGAUGUUUCGACAAGUGUUUUUCUGCCUACUCAUGUAUAUACAUCAGGCAACAUAUCAAUGUCGUUGAGACCUGCAAAAGAGUGCCGUGGAGCCCUUUUUUUCCCCGUUAA
Molecule: messenger RNA, 4719 nt
Organism: Setaria italica (foxtail millet)
Lineage: Eukaryota; Viridiplantae; Streptophyta; Magnoliopsida; Poales; Poaceae
Product: putative pentatricopeptide repeat-containing protein At3g15930
Exons: 3
Coding region: 260-2263 (667 amino acids)
Biological process (GO): RNA modification
Molecular function (GO): zinc ion binding; protein binding; RNA binding
Source: RefSeq, a predicted model, not a curated record